This is a messenger RNA of Myripristis murdjan (pinecone soldierfish), 3884 nucleotides long. RefSeq names its product Rho GTPase activating protein 36 (gene arhgap36). The transcript has 12 exons. NCBI's taxonomy places the organism in Eukaryota, Metazoa, Chordata, Actinopteri, Holocentriformes, Holocentridae. Gene Ontology annotation, biological process: signal transduction. The record is from RefSeq and is a predicted model, not a curated record. The coding region runs from base 194 to 2161 and encodes 655 amino acids.
CAGAGAGAAAGUUGAUGCUUUCACUCCUCUCUUUAUUCAACCAGGCGAGAUGGACGCACACACACUCCUGCUUUACCGCCGGAGCCUGGGGGAGUAGCUGCACACGCACACACACACACACACACACACUCACACACAGACACAGGGAGGAGUGGAUGAUACUGGAUGGAUACAGCGACCUGCGCGACAAGACAUGCAGUUCUACUAUGUGGGGGACCACACGUGGGCGACCAUGUUGGGUCAGAGUGUGCGGUUGCAGCCGGUGCCCAUCCAGAGCCUGUCGGAGCUGGAGCGAGCCAGGCUGCAGGAGGUGGCCUUGUACCACCUGGAGGAGAGGGACCUGGACUUCAAGAUCAGCAUCCCCAGAGAAACACGCAAGCGGAGAAAAUCGCUGCGCAGGAAGUUCGACUCGUUUUCCAAGGAGAAGAAGGAGCGAGAAACAGCUCCCAAGGCUUUCGGCAUCUCCCUGUCCCAGGUCAUCGUUAACGACCUGGCCUACAAGCAGCGGCAGGACGCCCUGAAGGAGAGCCGCCGCGACUGCCUGGACCUGGAGGCCAGCAUCCUGCGCUUCCGGGCCGAGAAGCGCCAGUUCUUCAACGGCAACAAGCCGCUCGUCGGCUCCUCGUCCAUCGGUGGCGUCGGCUCCAUGUCGCCGUCCGGCAACUCCGUAGCGCCGGCGUUCGAGCCGCAGAGCAAACCGAUGUCUCCCACGUUCCUGGACAACACGGGGCGGGGCCAGAGGAGGGGCGGCCUGUCAGUCGACUCCAUCUCCGACCUUGUAGAGAGUCAGUCUCGCCUGCUGGAGGCGCUGCAGCUCUCCCACCCGGCCGAGCUGGAGCUGAAGAAGUCGCCCGGCGGCGGCUCGUCCGGCUCCAGGACCCAGACCAAGCUCAGCCUGAACCCCAUCUACCGCCAGGUGCCGCGGGUCCUGGAGAGGUGCUGCAGCCACAUCGAGAACUACGGUCUUCAGACGGUGGGGAUUUUCCGAGUCGGCAGCUCAAAAAAGAGAGUGAGGCAGCUGCGGGAGGGCUUCGACAUGGGUGCGGACAUCCAGCUGGACGAGGAGCACAGCGUGCACGACGUGGCAGCGCUGCUCAAAGAGUUUCUGAGGGACAUGCCGGACCCUCUGCUGCCCCGAGAGCUCUACCCCGCCUUCCUGCACGCCAACCUGCUGCGGGGGGCCGAGCAGCUCCAGUACCUGCAGCACCUCCUCUACCUGCUGCCUCCCUGUAACUGUGACACCCUCCUGCGCCUCCUCACCCUGCUGCACACGGUGCAGAGCUACGCCCAGGACAGCAUCAGCACCAAUGACGAGGAGAUCCCAGGUAACAAGAUGACGGCGGCUAACCUGGCCGUGAUCUUCGGGCCCAACCUGCUGCAGGGGGAGCGAGGAGGAGGAGGAGGAGGAGGAGGAGACCUGAGUCUUCAUGCGAUGGGCAUCGAGGACAGCACGGCCAUGAUCAGCGUGACGCUGGUGCUCAUCCAGAACCACAAGAGGCUCUUCACGGUGUCGGCGGAGCUGCAGCAGGAAGUCCUGAUGAGCCUGAUCCAGACCGACCCUGACAUCAUCGACUAUUUGCUCCGCAGGAAACUCAGCGGCAGUCACCUGACGGUGGACAGCGGCGGCGAGUCGGGGGGCCGCCGGGACACAGGCGCGUCUCUGGACUCGGUGGGGGCGUCCAGCGGCAGCCUGUCCCCGCUGGAGCCCCCCUCGCCUCUCUUCCCCCCGGACGGGAACGGCAGCGAGGGCAGCCUGACCAGCGAGGUGUUCCUCAACGUCCUGAAGCUGAACCAGAGCAGGAAACGGCAGGAAACCAGAUACGGUGUAUCCGAGGUCCCUUCAGGUAAAUCCAUCCGCCACAUGCGUCAGUUCCACUCCCAUCACAACCUGCUCAGCCUGGCCCAGCCUUCCUCCUCCUCCUCGUCCUCCUCCUCCUCCUCCAGGCUGCACGCUCAGGACUCCGACCCCCAGGAGCGCCGCAGCACGCUGGGCUCCGCGCUCAGCUUCUCCCUGGGGGGCGGCAGCUGCUCCAGCCUGGGCGGCUCGGGCGAGAACAUCUGGGUGAGGCAGACGCCGCAGGAGGAGAGCAAGCCGUCGCCCGCCACCAACUUCUGGGACUUCUUCACCGGGAAAGGCUCGGGCUCGGAGACGAUGGUAUGAUGAAGCCCGAGGAGCGUGAAGACGAUGGAGAUGAAGGAUGAAGACCGGGGCGGAGCGUGCACAUGCAUGUCUGUGUCUUUUGCUGUGAUGCAUUCAAAGGCAAACGUGGGAAAUUUCCAGCUGGAAGGUCAUGAGUACAACCAUGAUGCGUUUCAGUGCAGCUUUAAGAGAAAAGAAAUUUCUCAAGACAGAAAAAAUUGAGAAAAAUAAAUUAUUUUCCCGUUGUAAAAUGCAGUUUUUCAUUCUGCAGCCAGUGGUACACCAAUGACAGCUGCUGAUAUUAAAGGAGCAGUUCAACCAAAAUCUAAAAAUAUGUUUUCCUAUUUACCUCUAGUGCAGUCGGUCCAUCCAGAGAGUCUCUGUGUGAUUUGGUGAAGUUUCCAGUCUGUCUCCCUUCACCUCAAUACAACAGGGCUCCGUGGGUUUGGUUUUGGGGACUGUUUCCUGCCAGAGAACACAAGUUUCUGUUGCUGUUGAAUUUUCCACAUGCACAUUUGUGAUGGUUUGAGUUCCAUCCAACAAAAUAAAACCCGUCCACUGUACUGGGAUGAAGGGAGACAGACUGGAAACCUCACCAAACCUCGUAGAAACCAUCUGGGUGGACGGAUUAAACUAGGGUGAAGUGGGAAAUUUUUUUUUAGUAUUUUGGAUGGACUGUACCUUUAACUAGCUAGUUACCAUGGAAAAUUUGUACUCGAAGUGCAGCUUGGAACUUUCAAAUUUCUGUUUAGUUAUUUACUGGAAACGUUUGAUAGCUUCAAGGUCACGCAAUACAAAAAAAAACUGGACAUGAGUGUUUUUUAAAAAUAAUAAAUAUUUUUUAUCCUGUGUGGCCUUUACGUCUCACCUUAGUCUCCAAAACGUCCCAGUGAACCAAAUUUUUCCUGUUUUGAAAUCCACGCCUUCGAGGGGUGUUCCUGCACAUUUUUCCAAGGUAGAACGUUGGAAUUUCCCACUCUCUCACAGUCAUUGAAUGCAGCAUGUGUGUAUGCGCGCACAGUGUGUAUCAGGAGGUCGGCCGGACCCGCAAAAGAGAUUUAGAGGUAAGAAGAUGAAGAAGAAGUCGGAGGAAAAGUUCGACAAAACGUCCCGAAAAACAUUUUUAAAAAACGACAAAGACGGUGAGGGUUUACGUUGGAAAACGGCGAAGGAUGGAGAGAACCGAGACACCCUGACACAAGCAGCUGUUCAAGAGGAAAGACUUUACGGACAGUAACAAGCGAGGGACAAACUGACCGGCUGUGAGAUUACAUGGCAGCGUAUGCAGUAACUAACGAUGUACAUACUUUAUACGCUCUGUAAUCCAGACUCCACUCAACAAACCUUGUCUUUGCUACCCAGACCUGAAUAACCACCUGAAACCUGGUCCCUCCCAUAAUCUCCACUAAUCUGUCUCCACUGGAAUUAGACACCUCAUUGUUCCUGUGAAAAAACAUUUUAACAUUUACUGACUGCAUUUCACAAGCCAUGAGUACCAUCACGUAUGUUUAUAUUUAUAUGCCAGAUGCUGUUGUGGAGAAAUUAGAAAACGCCAUGAAGUCCAAAGUAUGACGGCAUAUUAGGGCCACUGUUGGGGGGAAAAAGACAUUAUGGAGCCGGGAGAGAGGGGUAAUAAUCCGAAAAAGAACUUAGAAAUUCCCUGAUUAAAGUUGGAAAUUUACAAGAAAAAAACACCAAUAUUCCCUGACAGUAAAGUUGGAAAUGUAUGAGAAAAAAACUCACA